AUGACAGAGGCAGACCCCAGCAGUCCACAACGCCUCCCGGAAGACGUCAUGUACGUCCUCUUAGGACACAUCGGCGCCACCGCCAGCCCUUCCGCCCUCACCACCUUUCUGCGCGUCUCCCGCUCCUUCCACAGAAGGCUUAUUCCCUUCCUCUACAUAUCACCAACUCUUACUAUGCGGAACGUCUCCGGCUUCUUCCUCGGACUCGCCUCUACCGACAAAAUUGAUGACGAUGAGAGGGAACAAUGGUGGCAAGGAGACCUAGCGGACAAAAAGUCGGCAGUUGCGAGAAGGCUGGCUAUGCUGGGACAUGUGCAGUGCGUCGUCCUUGAGGAUUACUUCACUGCAAUGAUGUGCAAUUCAGCGGUCUCUGGGUUUCUGGCGCAGGAACUUGACAGCCCGCCCAUGGAAUGGUACAGGUACACAUCCAGCAGCGAAGACCACUUUUCUCCCGCCCGUCGCCUCUUCUAUGGCCGCGCUCCCAUCCUCAUCCACCUCUCCCACAACUUUCUGGAACUUUUAGUACUUCCCCAAUUCGAUCACGAGGAUGAACGGGUCCAGACAUUUCAAUCAAUUCUGGGACCGUUUGGGGUGUUGUCGAUCCAACAGCCAAAAGAUUUAUGGGGACGGCGUUGCUUUUACGUGCCAGAUUAUCUGAAACCAAUCUGCCAAAGAGUUAAGCCCCUCGUGCUGGUGAUCAACGACUACGACGAUAUGCACCUCGCCGGAAUACUGUCUCCCGCCCAACGCGGUAUUGCAAUGCGCCUCCGAGGCAGUGUGGACACUCGGUCGAUUGCACAAACUGAUGAAGUUGUGAAGUUCUUGUUACUCACGCUCGAGCCCCUCUUCUACAUCAUAUAUAACUUUUCCAUGGAUGAGGCGAGCUACGACCACUCUAACGGCAAACGAGUCAGUAACUUGAUCCUCAACCGUGCUUUCGCGGCGGCUUCCCAAUCGCCUCAAAAGAGGAUCGUAAGGCUGGAGAUCAUAAUGCAAGGCCCUCAGUCGGAUGCUGCUACGGUGGAGAGGAUGAGGUAUGAUAUAUUUGAGUUGAUGAAGAAAGGUUGA
Messenger RNA from Cryptococcus wingfieldii CBS 7118, 1068 nucleotides. RefSeq lists its product as hypothetical. NCBI's taxonomy places the organism in Eukaryota, Fungi, Basidiomycota, Tremellomycetes, Tremellales, Cryptococcaceae. The transcript has 2 exons. The coding region runs from base 1 to 1068 and encodes 355 amino acids. The record is from RefSeq and is a predicted model, not a curated record.